Molecule: messenger RNA, 1814 nt
Organism: Portunus trituberculatus (swimming crab)
Lineage: Eukaryota; Metazoa; Arthropoda; Malacostraca; Decapoda; Portunidae
Product: gamma-butyrobetaine dioxygenase-like
Exons: 10
Coding region: 109-1458 (449 amino acids)
Biological process (GO): carnitine biosynthetic process
Cellular component (GO): mitochondrion
Molecular function (GO): gamma-butyrobetaine dioxygenase activity
Source: RefSeq, a predicted model, not a curated record
UUAUAUUCCGCGCGUGGCCAGUGAUCCACAGAUCCGCCCCGGCUUUUGAACGACAAACAUCUUGCCAGCUGUCUCGAAGCGUGCUACCGAGUGAAAGAGGUGAGCAACAUGCUGGCAGCGCGACGACUAACCUGGGCCAGGGUGAGGUCCGCCGCAGCAGUGCUGGGGCGCCAUGGACAAUCCCUUCCACAGGCACCACGCCUUCACAAUAAUGCUGCUUGCGCCCUGCACACGGGGAGCAAGACUGCCUGGCAGAAAGCAAACACAGUAGAUGACUUCAGGCUUUCACAACCAACUAUCGCCGCUGCUAAUCUUCUUCGUGACCAGAAAAUGCUUCAGGUACGUUGGGAGAAUGGCAGCGUGGACUCGUACCCUUACAUCUGGCUGCGUGACAACUGCCAGUGUCCGAAAUGUUACCAUCCCGUCUCCCUGGCACGCCGCGUCUUGCUCAAAGAUCUCGACCUUUCUGUCAAUUGUGUAGAUAUCAAGUUGAGUAACACUGGAGAGGAAGUCGAAAUGCUGUGGACAGACGGUCACCAGGGGACAUACGACGCACACUGGCUGCACGAAAGAGCUUUCAGAGGACCGAAGCCUGCGCCUCAUGACCGCGAAUUCAGACUGAAGCAGCAACUUUGGGGGCGUGAGAUGCAGGAUAAGCUGCCCAGGAUCUCCUUCCCGGACAUCAUACACGACGACCACUCUCUCCUCAACUUCCUGGAGAGUCUGGAGGUGAUGGGCGUAGUGCUGGUGUCAGAUGUGCCUUGUGAAAUAGACCAGAUCUACUCCUUUGCCAAGCGCAUCGGACACUUGAGACCAACUCACUACGGAGAAACGUUUAACGUGUACAGCAGGAUGGAUCCCAACAACCUGGCGUACACCGGAGACAGCCUGGACAUGCACACUGACCUGCCCUGCUUGGCUACCAAGCCUGAGAUUCAGAUGUUACACGUCAUCAAGCAGUUCAUUGGUGAGGGUGGCGACACCAUGAUAACAGACGGAUUCCACGCAGCUUCCAAAUUCAAGAAGAAUAAUCCGGAAUAUUUUGACACUCUUGCAAACACCUUGAUCGAAUUCGUAGAUGUGGGAGUCGAUGACGGCAUCAAGUUUCACGUUUGUUCGAAAGCACCGAUCAUUGACGUGGACAUUGACGGCUCCAUCCGAAACGUGAACUGGCACCAAAUGUCACGUGACUCACGCUUCGAAGUUUCUUCCCCCGAAGCAGCGGCAAAGUGGUAUGCAGCAAGCCUGGCCUUCCGAGACAUGCUGUACGACCCCGAUAACCUUGUGAAACUGAAGCUUCAAUCAGGCGACAUGAUAGUGUUUGAUAACCUGCGCGUUAUGCAUGGACGGCAAGGAUACCGCGCCGAUCAAGGUGAACGCUGGCUACAGGGCGGCUACUUAGAGUGGGACUCUGUCAGGUCGCUCCGCCGUGUGCUUCGUAAGAACAUUAAUACUUGAGUUGUUCUCGUCUAAACCUUACGCAUGCCAUGUAUCGCUAUAUAAUAGAUAGAUAAGGUAAACAUGAUAAUGAAUGAUGAUUGUGAUUAAACAUACUUCCUUUCUUUGCUUACUUACAUAAUUAUUUUGGUUUGUGCUAGUUAAUGAUGGUGAUGAUGACUGGUAAAGAAUGUAAAAGGAAAUGUACAAACGUUUUAGUUUGUUGAACUUUAUUCUAUUGUUUCGUGAUAUUGUUUUACACUGUGAAGGUACUCUCAACAGCUUCUUUCAAUCACUUUUUCUUUUUUUGCUUGCUAGAGGUUAUUCAUAUGUACAAGUAUAUGACCACUCGCAUUUUACUAAAUUUUUCAUUGCCA